AUGGGCAGGUUCGAAGGAAAAGUUGCUUUCGUCACCGACGGUGCAUUUAGCAUGGGCCUUGCCGCCGUGGAACUGCUGGCCCAAGAAAGCGCAAAAGUUGCAUUGGCGGAUAUCCAAUGGGAGCUUGUACAGAAGAAUGCAAAGUCGCUAAGUGAUUGUGUCCUCCCAUUUCACUUGAACCAGGGAGAUGCAACAUCCGCCAACGAAGCAAUAAUGUUUGCAGAAGAGAAUUUCGGCAGCCUUGAUUUGGCAGCGAACGCAGCUGGAAUCGAGGGCCGUUUGGGAUAA
Cladophialophora bantiana CBS 173.52 is the source of this 288-nucleotide messenger RNA. RefSeq lists its product as uncharacterized. The transcript has a single exon. Bases 1 to 288 code for a protein of 95 amino acids. Lineage: Eukaryota; Fungi; Ascomycota; Eurotiomycetes; Chaetothyriales; Herpotrichiellaceae. The record is from RefSeq and is a predicted model, not a curated record.